AGGCAGUGUGACGUCACGAGAGCAUCAACAAAGUUGGAUCUGAUAGAGAACUGCAUCACCUUCGAGGCUGUCAGAAAUUUUUCUUGUUUAUUUUCUGCGAGAAAAAAUAUUCCGGAUGGUUGGGCAUUGUUUAAUUUCCAGGUCUGUGAGUGCCCAAAUGAAAUCAAUGUGUUUAUCAUCUGAUUUUGUUAAGAAGAAUGUUCAAUAAUAUCGGCGGGGGACCGCCAUCUUGGACUUCCAGCUCUAGCGGGUUGCCAGAUCGUAACAAAAAUAACGAGGCUGCCGCUGUCAACAAUAGCAUGGACAAUGUAAACCUACAGAGUCUGGAUCCGAGAAAGCAAGAAUUGCUGGAAGCCAGGUUCUAUGGGAGUAGGUUUCAGCCUCUCAACAUUGCACCACAGCAGGACAACAGUAACCUUAGUGCAGGCUCCGCAGAGAGAGAUGAUGAGCUAUCCGGAGUGGUCCACACACCAGAGAAGCAUGCUCGAACUCCAUCUGAGAGGAAGAGGAAGCGAAAAGCCACCAGUGAAGGCACUGAAAGCAAUACUCCAAAGUCCAAUAGACCAGAAGCAAACGGAAAGAAAAUCAAUGAGUAUUUCAAGCAGAACCAGUCUCCUAGUCGUAGUGCCAACAGUCAGUCGGCCGGGACCAAGUCACCCUCACCCCAGGGGAUGAGUUACAGCUACACCGCCCCCUCCCCUAGUAAUCAUAGCAAUUCCGACAGUGUUGGCUACCCUCCAGUACCUCUUUAUCAUUGUAAUAAGACCAUACAGACGGACUUAAAUCUACAACAGAUAAUUGUCCUAGAGAGCAAGUCAUCAUCCCAUAUAGAACAGAAGGAUAGCAAAAUAGACGACCUACUACGGCAAAAUGACGAGCUACGGCGACAAUUAACGGCACAACAGAAGCUUAUAGAAAAGCACAAAGAAAACUUACAGAAAUGUCUCAAUGUCAACAAGUCAUUAUUAAUAGAAAAGAGUAAAUUGGAAAAGAAGACAACGAGACAGAAAUGUAUGGGGGACCGACUGAGACUGGGCCAGUUUGUCACGCAGAGACAGGGUGCUACAUUUGUGGAGAACUGGGUCGACGGAUGGGCCUUCACAGACCUAAUGAAACAACAAGAACGAAUAUCGUCUGACAGAGAAGAAAUAGAAAAACAAAGAAAACUCCUAACAAAGAAAAAGCCAACUCAAACUGUGAUGAAGAACUCCAAACAUGACGCUUUCCUGAAGCCAGGUGGUGAUAAGCCAAUGACACUGGCUGAAUUCUAUGAACAGGAUGAGAUUUUAAAAUUGCGUCAGGCAAGCCUGAAAAAGGAGGAUGCAGAUCUACAGUUAGAAUUAGAAAAAUUAGAAAGAGAGAGGAAUCUACAUAUACGAGAACUGAAAAGGAUACACAAUGAGGACAACUCUAGGUUCAAAGAGCACCCAACACUACAUGACAGAUACCUUCUGCUGUGUUUACUGGGGAAAGGGGGCUUCAGUGAAGUCCACAAGGGUUUUGACCUAAAAGAACAGAGAUAUGUGGCGUGCAAGAUCCAUCAGUUAAAUAGAGAGUGGAAGGAUGACAAAAAAGCCAAUUAUAUUAAACAUGCUUUAAGAGAAUACAACAUCCACAAAAGUCUUAAUCACCCUCGAAUAGUGCGACUGUAUGAUGUGUUUGAAAUAGACAAUAAUUCAUUUUGUACAGUGUUAGAGUACUGUGAAGGGAAUGAUCUGGACUUCUAUCUGAAGCAAAACAAAUCCAUUCCGGAGAAGGAGGCCCGUUCCAUUAUCUCCCAAACCGUCAGUGCUCUACGCUACCUGAAUGAGAUAAAGCCACCUGUGAUUCAUUAUGACCUAAAACCAGGCAACAUACUGCUUGGUAGUGGGUCAGUUAGCGGUGAGAUCAAGAUCACAGAUUUUGGUCUCAGCAAAGUGAUGGACGAUGACAAUCUGACACCAGACGGCAUGGACCUCACAUCCCAAGGGGCCGGCACGUACUGGUACUUGCCCCCAGAAUGUUUCGUCGUUGGUUCCAACCCGCCCAAAAUUUCUUCCAAAGUGGACGUCUGGUCAGUAGGAGUGAUAUUUUAUCAGUGUCUGUAUGGCAAAAAGCCAUUUGGACACAAUUUAUCUCAAGCUGCCAUACUUGAAGAAAACACGAUUCUCAAGGCUACAGAAGUGGAAUUCCCAGCCAAACCUCAGAUCAGUAAUGAGGCAAAGAGUUUCAUCAGACAGUGUCUGCAGUAUAAGAAGGAGCAUCGGCCAGAUGUUCUGCUGUUGGCUCACCAAGACUAUCUUCGGCCUGCCCCACUGAAAUCCAAAGGACAUUCAGGUGAUAGCGGUUUGGGAUCGGGAUCCAACAGUAUUGUACAGGCAUCGCUGUCGCUCAACCAACCUUCCGGCUUCACGUUUGGGGACAGAACAUGACAACAGUGUGUUGAACAUUUACCAAGGGGAGAUAACUAUCCUCCCAAUACUAUUCCAUGUGCUGGCCAGGCUGGGAUGACUGUGUACGGGGCUUGCCCCAUGUAGUCAUGUUGCCGUCACAAACUUAUCUGGAGGUCGGACACACAGGCCGGUGCCAUGCCAGAUCCCUGGGGAGCCUCCAGCAGACCACACUGUAGCACUAACACAAGUGUCACCAGAUUUGGUGAUCGUUCAAACGUUUUGACAGAGCUUGUGUGAAGGACUGCAUAUAGAAUUGGCAGAGUCACUCCCACUGUCAUGUGUUGCCAACUUUUUUAUUCAAUAAGAUGGCAUGAUAUUUAUGUUAUAAAAAUAACUACAUUGGUGUCAUCCGUUGGCUGUGAAAUUACCUGUGGGAACACCACAGUCAUGCAUUCAGCAUUUAUCAUAGCAGAAUAUGAUCAGAAUUGCUCUCAAGGCUGGCUGUGUAUAUAGGAAAUAGCUGGAAGGAAAAAAACCAAUACAAAUGGGCAGACAUAAAUCAAAGUAGACCCCUUAGCUGAGAGGAGUCAACUUAAUAAAUAAAGAUGAGAAAAUAGGAAUUGAUUUAGUUUAUAAAUAAUUUUAAAUUAAAGAUGAUAAAACAGGAGUUUGUCGAGGGAAAAGGCUGUGUUGACAAGUCUGAUCUGUCAAAACUGAAGAUGAAGUAUGAAGCUAAAGCAAUACAGGUCGUUUCGGUCCAGACAUAGGAAAUGUGGUUAUUAUCUGAAAGGACAGUGACAUCAGCCGAAAAAAAAAUUAAUACAAGUUCAUUCAGAAAUGCAUUGAAUAAAACUGUUAAAUUAGCAAACUGUUAAGCUCAAAUGAUUUGAUUGUUAGGGCUAUUCCAGUAAAAUAUCUAUCCCUCCCCAAGACUCCAGGUUUUGUUAAGGGGUACCACCAACAGAAGUUAUUGAACAGAUUACUUGAACUUAUAGGAAAGAAGUCCAACCAUGGAUAGAAGUGAUUAUUUUGGAGUCCUGGGGUCAGUUAGAUACUUUACUGGAAUGGCCCUUAUUGAAGAAGUUCAACUCUCAGCAACUUUCAGUAUAUAUCUGGCGUUUUCUAUACACAGUGAAGUCUUGAGAGAAUUUCUUAACAUGUUCUUUAUUUAAAAUUUGUGUAUUACACACACUGUGGAAAGAGAGCUAAGAGUUGAGAACUCUACUGUAUGCAUGAGUGUAAAUGUAUUAGGGGCUCAAUAGUGAAGGAGAAACUGCUAUACAUAUAAUAUUAUAUAUACAUACAUGCACAGGUGAAGUAGAAUGUUGUUAUUGGCGGUCUGGAUUAUGACAAGUCUUGUCGUACACAUGCAAACAGUAGAUAGUUGUAUACUGGGAGGUUUGUAGGGAGGUGAAUUCUAAACCUUAUACACAUUUUGCUGUUCACAUCAUUUGAGCAGCAAUAAUAUGGUUUUCUGAGGAGGAAAUUUUACCUUAACAAAUACUUAAAGUAUAUUGAACUUGAGAUUGCUAGGGCUUUUGUGAAAAUAGCUUUGGAAAAUUUUCAAAUUGUCCACUUAAGUUACAAUAAAUAUUUUUUGAGAUACUCUAACAUGGCCAUAGCACUUUAUGAACUGAAUUGAGCUGAUAAUUUUAAAAUUGGCAUUGAAUGGUCAUUGUCUUAAUUUUCAGAAUGCAAGAGUAGUAUAAAAAUAAUGAGCAAGCUAUAACAUUUAACAAUUAAAAAAAAUGAAGCUUUGAUUAUAUUGUUAACGGGACAAAUCAUGUAUUUUGACAGGUGCUUAACAGAAUGAAAACCUGUAAGAUAUGUUCUGGAUAAAGAUUCACAUAUUUUGUAUCUAAUAUCACUACUUAUACUGUGAUAAAUUCGGAUUGCUUGUGGUUUUAAAGUCCAAUCCAAAGGGGUUCAGCAUUCUUCUACACAAACCAUCCCAACUAACUACUGGGUCAUGAGACAAGGCUGCUGAGUGUGUAUACAUCGUUUGCAGUAUGAUGCAUUACUGUUUGGGUUGGAGUGCAUGUGUGAUGAUUUUUAGCAAGUGCCAGUUCUCUUAGCUAAAAUCCUGUACAGUGUUAUUGUGUGCGUGUGCGCUUUUUGUAUGCAACUUACCUGUCCAAGGGGAAUCCAAAUCUAUCUUGUAUAAAUUAAUCAUGUAUAUAGUGUUUACCUCAUCUGAUCUUUUGAAUGAAUGGUUCUCUAAUUCAAAUCAUUAUUUUCGCUGAAAAAUAAAUCAAAUCUUGAACUUAAAAAAAAAUCAUGGUCAAUUUUUAGGAAAAGAUUUGUUUUUGAUGUAACUUGUUGUCAAUGCAAUAUAUAUAUAUCACAUUGCAAGGAAUUAUAAUAGACAGUGAUGUUGUUGAUCCAAUGAUAAGGUUAAGCAGGAACUUUAGCCAGUUAGAAUCUUCCAAUCCAUUGUGUUAGUUGCAAGAUUUGUUCAGUAUAACAAUAACUGAUUGGCUAAAAAAGGAAGAAAUAUGCAGUGAAAUGUGUUAUAGAUAUUCAAGGAAAAAUCUACUGUAAUUAGAAAUCCUGUUAUUUUCAAAAUAUUUGUUCUGACAAGAUUGACUAGAUUUAUAAAUGUAUGAAUGCUAUUGGAAUUUACGUACAUUUUGGCAGUAUAGAUACAAUUUCACCCAAAUUACAGGACCAAUGUUGCUGAGCUACAGUCCUUUGUGUAGUUAGGAAGUGAACUUUCCACUGUCAUUCCACUGAAUGCAAAACAAUUCCAGUUUUAUUCCAUUUAGGAGUAUGAUAAUUUUCCUAGUUACUUAAAAUAAUUAUAAAGUAUUUGACUAUACAAUGCAAAACUUACUCGGCUUCAACAUGGAAAGAGUUUGUAAUAUUGAUUUAGGAAGAAUGAGUCAAGAAAAAAGUUCAACUGAAAUGAAAAAAA
Messenger RNA from Pecten maximus, 5286 nucleotides. Its product is annotated as serine/threonine-protein kinase tousled-like 2. Bases 198 to 2411 code for a protein of 737 amino acids. Gene Ontology annotation, cellular component: nucleus. The transcript has 20 exons. Gene Ontology annotation, molecular function: protein serine/threonine kinase activity; ATP binding. The record is from RefSeq and is a predicted model, not a curated record. Gene Ontology annotation, biological process: chromosome segregation; peptidyl-serine phosphorylation; intracellular signal transduction. Lineage: Eukaryota; Metazoa; Mollusca; Bivalvia; Pectinida; Pectinidae.